UCCCCACGAUCAACAAGUUAUCCUUGCCUACUCUUCGCCAAAUCAUUCAGUUCUUCCGCAACGCUCGUGGCAUCAACAUUGUCACCGGUGUCCUCGUAAUAUUCUAUUGUAUUUCCUCGGUAACCGAUUUUCAUUAUCGGUAUACAGUUUACGUUGGUUAUAAUUAGUUCAUGAGUUAAACUAAACUAAACGUGACUAAAUUUGCUGGCAUAUAUAUUGAAGAUUAUAAAUUUUUUCGAAACUAUUAAUAGUUUGAAUCAAUCGGGAAAAAUGGACGAAGUGGAGGUUUAUAUUACUUGCCCAUACAACAAAUGUCAUCGUAUUAGAAAAUCAAGAUUUCAAAUUCAUAUAACAAAAUGUGCCAGAAAUUACCCGAAAGGUUACAAGGUUUACUGUAAAUACGAUAGAACACACUUAUUAGACCCAGAAGAGUAUGAGCACCAUUUGUUAAUAUGUCCAUCAAGCGGAGAUGCAAAAAGCAAGGAAAUCACGUUAGAACCAAAAGAAGAUGUUCCGAGAACUCCAGUAGAAAAUGUACCUAGCACGAGAGCUUCUACAACAGCUGAGGACUGGAGUGGAAAUAAUGAAACAUAUAAUCCGCUAGCUGCGACAGAAAAUAGAGGUGUAAUUAGAGGGGCGAUUGCUAUGUCAAAAUCAAGGAAGAAAGAAUUUAAACAGCAUGAAAGAGAAAGAAUGUGUUUUAUUCAAAACACUAGCAGCAACGAUAACAGCAACAGUAGGAACGACACGAGUACUGCAAGAAAGAAAUUAGACAUUGAACAACCAUUGCAGCCACCUAAACAACUUUCUAAAGCAAUGUUAUGUGAUGAAAAUUUUGCUACUAAUCUCAUUUCUAAGUUAAGCAAAUUGAGAAUAGAGGAAAGCAAUGGGAAUAAGGGAACAAAGAGUAAUUCAUCGACAGUAGAAGAUGUUUUCAAUAUAAGUAAUAAUAGCGAUAAGAUAGCAGAUUCUGAAAAAGAUCGCUCGGAGAAUAAUCCUAUCGAUACAAGCAUUGAUAUAGGUAUCACUUCAACUAUAAAUAACAGUUUUAGUCGAAAAGAAAAAGAAAAUAUUCUUAGUGAAGAAAACAAUGCUGAUGCAUUAUUUAAAAAUACUUUUGAGGUCAAUAAAGAUGUUUCGGAUAUAGAAAGUGAUUGUAAAAUGAAUGUAAUCUCUCAAGGAAAUAAUUCUGAAACACAAGGAAACGAUAAAAAUGAUACUAUUAAAAAAAAUAAUUCUCAAUCAAAGUUAAGCAAACAAGGUAACUGUAACUCUCAGAAUAUUCUUUCGUGCAAUACAAAAAGAGCAGCAAAACUCUAUGGGGAAGCAAAAAAAAUUAGUACUGGGAGAGGAUUCACUAGAAUUUAUCAGCAUUUGAACUUUAAUAUGAAAAUGGGAGAAGAAAUAGUAGGAGGAAAAAUGACACAAGAUAUGGUUUCUAACUACGGUUAUGACAAAGAAUAGAAAAUACUUUAAUAAGGUGUUUAAUUUCGUUAUUUCUAUUAUUUCGUUCUUAACAUGUUACCUUACGAAAUUCUUUUCCUUUUUAAGAUAUUACUAUACCAAGCAAUUCCUUUUCUUUCUUAAAAUGUUUGAAUAUGUACUUAUAUUGAAAUUACUUAGAAACAAAUGAUUUUUAAUAAUUAACGAUGAAGCUAUAUCUAUAGUUUCCAUAAAGUCCCUUUUUCUUUUGUAAUCGUAAAAUGUCGGUAUUUCAUUUUCCUCUCUUCUUCUUUUCUAUUACAUUCUUUUUAAAACUUAAUAAAACUUUCGAAAGCAAUGAUUAUUUAAAUGAUUACGAAUAUCGAUAGGAAAAUGACAGUGUUAUGCAAAUUAUAUAUGUACAAACAAUGUAUUUUUAUAAUACAAUUGGUAAUUCGACUUUUAAUAGUGACAAAAUAUUAUUCGCUAGAGAAGUACUGAUGAUAAUUGAGUUUAUAUAUUUUUAAAAAUUAAAUAUAUUUUUACGCAACAACAA
Messenger RNA from Bombus pascuorum, 1978 nucleotides. RefSeq lists its product as uncharacterized. NCBI's taxonomy places the organism in Eukaryota, Metazoa, Arthropoda, Insecta, Hymenoptera, Apidae. The transcript is spliced from 3 exons. The coding region runs from base 271 to 1464 and encodes 397 amino acids. The record is from RefSeq and is a predicted model, not a curated record.